Molecule: messenger RNA, 255 nt
Organism: Guyanagaster necrorhizus
Lineage: Eukaryota; Fungi; Basidiomycota; Agaricomycetes; Agaricales; Physalacriaceae
Exons: 2
Coding region: 1-255 (84 amino acids)
Source: RefSeq, a predicted model, not a curated record
AUGAAGUCCAUCUUUGCCUUGUUGUUUGUGCUUUGCGCAUCCUUGACGACUCAAGCGUCUGUUAUCCGUCGUGAUGCGACCGCUCCUGCUAUAGUCGCCCGUGAAAUAGCUGACACUACGUAUAUCCGUAUGACUGCCCUUCCUGUGGUGCUUCUAAGCUCAUUCAAAUGGACCACAGGUGCCAAUGCCGAUAUUGAGAAGCGUAGCUUCUUGGCCAACGAGGCAGAGCCUUCCAAGGACGAAGAUGAGAAUUAG